Molecule: messenger RNA, 759 nt
Organism: Zychaea mexicana
Lineage: Eukaryota; Fungi; Mucoromycota; Mucoromycetes; Mucorales; Lichtheimiaceae
Exons: 2
Coding region: 34-654 (206 amino acids)
Source: RefSeq, a predicted model, not a curated record
UUCCUUUCUAUUUCAUUUCAAACCAUACCUAAAAUGACUCGUAUUGGAUUCUUUGCUAUUACCGCUGCUGCUUUGACCGCUCUUCAAGGCGUGUCAGCUCAUUACCAGUUGACGUAUCCCGAGUCGCGUGGUUUUGACGAAGCUCGUGAACCUCUUGCUCCUUGUGGUGGUUUCGACUCUGUGAGCAACCGUAGCGAGUUCCCUCUCAAGGGCGGUUUUAUGCAAAUCAACUCUGGCCAUACCGACUAUACCUAUGAAGUCAAGGUCGUGACCGAUAACGCCAACCCUUCCACUGAUGAUUUCAACAGCGGCACCACGGUCGCCAAGGGCUCCCGCCCCUACCCUGCAGAGGCUUGUCUCCCUGUUGACCUCAGCAGCGUAUCCAACGCCUCUGCUGGCACCAACGCUACCCUUCAAAUUACCUAUAAUGGUGGUGAUGGAACCCUUUACCAGUGCGCUGACGUGACGCUUACCGAGAACCCAUCGAGCUUCAACUCAAGCCGAUGCGUGAACGCAGACGGUUCGGAUCCCACUGCUUCGUCUUCUGCUGACGGUUCUUCUUCCGAUGAAAACGGUGCUUCUGCUGGCGUGCGUGCGGCUGUUGGUGGUGUGUUCGCUGCUGCCAUUGCUGCUGCAUUCACAAUUUCUGCAUAAUUUUUUCAGCACACAAAAGCCACUCUGUACAACACGUUUUUUUACCUUGUUUAUAAUACAUAUAUAUAUAUAUAUAUAUAUAUAUAUAUAUAUAUAUGUAUAUAU